Molecule: messenger RNA, 1443 nt
Organism: Hydractinia symbiolongicarpus
Lineage: Eukaryota; Metazoa; Cnidaria; Hydrozoa; Anthoathecata; Hydractiniidae
Exons: 4
Coding region: 507-1193 (228 amino acids)
Source: RefSeq, a predicted model, not a curated record
UUCUGCCGUUAUAUAUAAAAAAAGAUGUGUGCAGUGACAAAAAAGAAAGAAGGAAAUAAAACUUCGUGUGGUAUAGUGACUUCUAAUUAAUAGAAAGUAAAAGAAGUUGGUUGAGAUUCAAAAUGGCAUCCAAGUUGUAUUAUAAAGCUAUCAAAAAAGUUACUAUAGCAACGGGUUUUCUUGUUUUGUAAUAACUAAAAGUAGCAUCUCAUGAGAUUCGUGUUUCCAAAAGUGUAGUUUUUGUUGAUCAUACAUAGUUAGAAUCGUCGUCUAAGCAGGAAGGAGAGUAAUUUGGUUUUAAAACAUAAAAGAUUUGAAGGGAAAGCACCGUGAAGUAGAUGCGUUCAACUCAAUAUCGUACACUGUAAGACAAGAGGCCUGGAAACUAAGUGAAAAAAUGACGUAAUUGUGAAAGUACACUUAAAAAUACAUUAUAAAAACAUAUCGUUGAAUGUCGUUAAACUGUCGUGAUAAUGUUUUCACCGAUGUAGAAGUUGUGGGAAGAAAUGGUAAACCCUUGGAGGAAACCCUUGGAAGGUAAACCUAAGAUGCUCUUGGUUUCAAUAUUUUAUUUUGCAGAAUUCAUGUGUUGUACAGUUGUUCCUUCAAAAGUACAGAAAGUCAAUUUCUACUACUACAAAACGAACUGUAUAAGAGGUUCUUGGUUGAAAGAAGACACUGGUACUUGUGCUCCGCAGUAUAGAUUCCAACUGGAACACCAAAAACAAAUUUUUAUAACCUCUUCCAAUUCGGUCAGAAUGUGCAAUGUUUCAAAGAUAAAAAGAGUUAUAAUUUGGGCGAGAUACGACAGCAAAGCUGGACAAAAGGCAGUUGUUGAAACUUUGAAUAAAAUUUUGGAUGCUAAAACAGAAAAGAAUUCUGGAUACAAGGACAAAAUAAUUCUCGGGGUUGUUAUUGGCGUUGUGGUAUUGGAGAUAAUGGUUAUUACGUCUUUGAUCUUCAUAAAGCGUAAAGGCAAAACCUCCGCAAUUAUUCUUGAUGACAACAUCCAACAACACAUUGGAACAAACAACACAGGCUACCAAACCGACGAACAGUCAGCAUGUCGGAAUAAUCUAACUCUGGAAGAAAUAAAUCCGAUAUAUGAACAAGCUACUCCAUAUUAUUCUGAACUGAACGUAAAACAGAUAAAACCUGCGGUAUAUACAGAGCUUAAGAAAGUAAAUCCCUAAUGAGUUUGUUAUCAUGAUGUGAUGAAACAUUUUAAAACGAAACCUGGUUGUCAAUGACAACAGAAGAUGAAAGGAAUGCGUGGUAUGAACUUGAUUAUUUGGCUACACAAUUCAUGAAUAAAAACAAACACUUAAAAGGCAUGUUUAAACAUUGGCCAGAUGAUCUGUUCUGAUGUGAAAUGUGCUUAAACAAUAAUGUGUUGUAGGGAUAGUAAAUUAAUUUAAUAUGAAAAUAUAGAUUUUCCUCGAA